Molecule: messenger RNA, 9502 nt
Organism: Chlamydomonas reinhardtii
Lineage: Eukaryota; Viridiplantae; Chlorophyta; Chlorophyceae; Chlamydomonadales; Chlamydomonadaceae
Exons: 41
Coding region: 462-9101 (2879 amino acids)
Biological process (GO): fatty acid biosynthetic process
Molecular function (GO): metal ion binding; acetyl-CoA carboxylase activity; ATP binding
Source: RefSeq, a predicted model, not a curated record
CUAAUUGCUUAGAUGCCAAGUAAUUGUUCAGACUCGUCAACGUCCCCGCAGUGUCAACCGGCCGCGGGACCUUGACGCGCGGGAAGCGUAAAGCAAGUGAUCUGACGACCGAGGCUCUACUCGCUUUUAUAUCACAUCUACUCAAUUCCAAACAUUGCAACUUGCUCAAGCCAUUCGGCGCGACUACACGCAAAACUUCAUUCGCGACUGCCCCGGCUUUCUUGGACCGGGCUGCGCUCGCGGCCUUCGCUCCAACGACAGCGCAAUCUACCACAACUCAGCGUUUCAGCGAACACCGCCGCAGCCGAUGAUGCUGCGACGUCGUGUUAGCUUCUACUAGUCCUACAGACCUACUUGACCCUUCCCCUUCAACCUUGUGGAGCACCGGCGCGGCUGGUGUCUUCGCGCCCAACCCCCUCAACAUCAGUUAGCUCGUCCGCUUCAGCACCAGCGCGAGCAGCAUGGCAGGAGACGUGGAGGUGCUGCCAGCGGACGCGCCCGCCGGCCCCGCGCCGGCAGCCGCAACCAGCGCCAACGGCGGUCCCGGCGGCAACGGCGCCGCAGCCGCCCACGGGCGCACCGGGUCCCAAAGCGACAGCCUAUUCGGCGCCGGAUCCUCCUCCUCCAGCGCCCUCCACGCCGCACUCAGCGGCCAGGGCUCGGCGGCGGCGCGCAAGGCGGCGGCCGGUGGCGGCGGCGGCGGUGGCGGCGGCGCGGGCGCCCCCCGCCGCAUCCCCUCCCUGUCCAAACAGCUGGAGCAGUACGUGCAGGAGCUGGGCGGGGAUCGGCCCAUCUACAGUGUGCUGGUGGCUAACAACGGCCUGGCCGCGGUCAAGUUCAUGAGGUCGGUGAGGUCGUGGGCGUCACAGGCCCUCGGUAACGCCCGCGCGGUGUCGCUGGUGGCUCUGGCCACACCCGACGACAUGCGCAUCAACGCCGAGCACAUCAGCCUGGCAGACCAGUUCGUGGAGGUCCCGGGCGGCACCAACAACAACAACUAUGCCAACGUGGAGCUCAUUGUGCAGAUCGCGCGGCGGGCGGGCGUGGACGCCGUGUGGCCCGGCUGGGGCCACGCCAGUGAGAACCCCGAGCUGCCCUCCGCACUGGCCGCACACGGCGUCAGGUUCCUGGGGCCGCCCGCGGGACCCAUGGCGGCACUGGGCGACAAGAUCGGCUCCACGCUGCUGGCCCAGGCGGCGGGCGUGCCCACCCUGCCCUGGAGCGGCAGUGGCGUGGAGGUGAGCGUGGAGGAGGUGCGGGCGGCGGGCGGCGCCAUCCCGCACCACACCUACGCCGCCGCCUGCAUCGACACAGAGGACGUGGAGGCAGCGGCGGCGGCCUGCCGCAAGGUCGGCUACCCGGUCAUGCUCAAGGCGUCGUGGGGCGGCGGCGGCAAGGGCAUCCGCAAGGUCAGCUCGGACGAGGAGGUGCGGUCCGUGUUCAAGCAGGUGGCGGGCGAGGUGCCGGGCUCGCCGCUGUUCGCAAUGAAGCUGGCGCCGCAGUCACGACACCUGGAGGUGCAGCUGCUGGCAGACAUGCACGUGGAGCACCCCGUGACGGAGGGCAUCACGGGGGUGAACCUGCCCGCCUGCCAGCUGCUGGUGGGGUGUGGCGUGCCGCUGACACGCAUCCCCUACAUCCGGGCGUUGUACGGCCGAGACCCGCGCGGCGCCGAGCCCUUUGACCUGGAGACCACGCCGCAACGGCCGCCGGAAGGGCACGUGGUGGCGGUCCGUGUGACCGCCGAGGACGCCGCCGACGGCUUCAAGCCCACCGCUGGCCGCAUCGACGAGCUGCACUUCCGCCCCACGCCCGACGUGUGGGGCUACUUCAGCGUCAAGAGCGGCGGCGGCAUACACCAGUACAGCGACUCACAGUUCGGGCACCUGUUUGCGCGCGGCGAGAGCCGCGAGGCCGCGCUGCGCUCCAUGGCUGCGGCGCUGCGCGACUGCGUGACGGUGCGCGGCGAGAUCCGCACCACCACCGACUACGUGCUGGACCUGCUGGCCACACCCGAGCUCACGGGCAAUGCGGUGCACACGGGCUGGCUGGACAGCCGCAUCGCGGCGCGCAUCAAGCCCGGCCGCCCGCCCUGGCACAUCAGCGUCAUAGCGGGCGCCGUGGUCAAGUCCGCCGCCGCCGUGGCCGCCGCCUCCUCCGAGUACCUGGGCUACCUGGCCAAGGGGCAGCUGCCGCCCCCCGGCAUCAGCCUCAUGCGCCUGGAGCACAACAUGGUGAUCGAGGGCUUCAAGUUCUGUGUGAGCCUGGUCCGGCGCGGGCCGGGGCUGGCGGCGGUGGGGCUCAACGGCCGCAGUGUGGAGGUGGCCUACCGCAAGAUGGGCGACGGAGGAUUCCUGCUGCAGGUGGACGGCGAGUCGCAUGUGGUGCACUACGAGGACGAGGCCGCCGGCACCCGGCUGCUGGUCAACGGCCUGACGGUGCUGCUGGCGGCGGAGGCCGACCCCUCCCGACUCACCGCCUCCAGCCCGGGCAAACUGGUGCGGCGGCUGGUGCCCAGCGGGGGGCGCGUGGAGCGGGACCAGCCCUACGCCGAGGUGGAGGUGAUGAAGAUGGUGAUGCCGCUGCUGUCGCCCGCCGGCGGCGUGCUGCGCUGGGUGGUGCCCGAGGGCGGCGUGCUGGGGGCGGGGGAGCUGCUGGCGCAGCUGGAGCUGGACGCGGGGGCGGUGGUGGCGGCGCCAGAGCCCUACCCCGGCACCUUCCCGGAGCUGGGGCCGCCGCAGAUCAAGAGCGGGCUGGUGAAUGCGGUGCUGGCGGAGGCGCAGGAGGCGGCCCGGGCCAUACUGGCGGGCUUCGUGGGGCAGCCCGACGAGGUUGUGGAGCAGCUGGUGUGCUGCCUGGACUCGCCCGCACUGGCGCUGAUGCAGUGGGGCGCCGAGUUCGCGGUGGUGCGCGGCCGAAUGCCGGGGGCCCUGGCGGCGGCGCUGGAGGCGGCGGUGGCGCCGCACGCAGCUGACGUGGCGGCGGCGGAGGAUGCGGCGGAGGCGGCGGCGGCGGCCGCGGAGGCGGCGGAGGCGGAGGCGGCGGCCGCGGCGGCGGAGGCGGGCGGCGUGAUGUCGCCGGGCGGCGGCAGCACGGGCGACGGCGAGGAGGCGGGCGCGCUGGCGGCGGCGGCGGCGCUGGUGCGGUGCGGCGACUUCCCCUCGGCGGCGGUGCUGGAGGUGAUGGAGCGGGCGCUGCAGGAGUCCUCCGCCGCCGACCGGGCCGGACUGGUGGCGGCGCUGGAGCCGCUGCUGAGGCUGGCGCGGGCACACGCCGGCGGACGACAGGCCUACGCGCGCAGUGUGGUGGGCGACAUGCUGGAGAGCUUUCUGUCCGUGGAGGAGGCCUUCACCGCAGCCAGGAGGGAGGGCGCCGGCGGCGCGGAGGCGGUGGAUGCGCUGCGCAAGCGGCACGCGGGCAAGCUGUCCGUGGUGCUGGACCUGGUGAUCAGCCACCAGGGCCUGGCGCUCAAGUCUCAGCUGGUGCUGGGCCUCAUGGCGCGACUGGUGCUGCCCGCGCCCGCGCAGUACCGCCCGCUGCUGCGGCGGCUGGCGGCGUUGGGCGGCGGCGGCGGCGGCAAGGGGCUGGGGGAGCUGUCGGCGAGGGCGGCGCAGCUGCUGGAGCAAAGCCUGCUGGCGGACCUUCGCUCGGUGGUCGCCCGCGCGCUGUCCGGUCUCGACAUGUUCACCACCACCACACCCGGAGGAGCGGGCUCCGCUGGCGGCGGAGAAGCCGGCGGCGGCGGCGCCGCCGCCGCCGUCGCCAGCCCCGGCUCCGCCGGCGGCGCGGCGCUCACGCGCAGCACCUCCCGCGGCGGCGGCGCCGCCGGUGUGACAUCACCGGCGGCAGUUGCGGCGGCGGCGGCGGCGGCGGGCGCGCUGAUGGGCAGCAGCCCGCGCAGCGGCGGCGGCUUUGACAUGCUGGGGGUCCUCAGUCCCACAUCGUCGUCGGCGGCGGCGGGCGUGACGUCACCCAUGGGUCCUGGCGGUGGUGGUGGAGGCGGUGGAGGUGGUGGUGUGGUCCGGCGCAGCACAGUGGCUGAGGGCGUCUUCAGCGGCCUGCCUGUCAGCUCGCGCGGCAGCGUCCACGUGACCUCGGGUCUGGAGGCGCAGGUGGAGCGGCUGGUGGGUGCCUCGGCGGCGGUGGAGGACGCACUGGCGGGGCUGGCGGUGGACGCCGCGGGGGCGCCGCCGCCACUGCGCCGCCGUGCCGCGCUCACCUACGUCAAGCGCCUCUACUCGCCCUUCCUGCUGCGGGAGCCGCUGGUGCAGAACAUACACGCCGCACACGCACACGGCGCCCCGGGGGCGGCGGCGGCUGGCGGAGGGGACGGCUCGCUGCUGGCGGUGUGGAUGUACGACGACCCCUCCCUCGCCAACACCCCCGCCGCCACCCAGCGCCUGGGCGCACUGCUGCUGCUGGACCGACUCACAGCCCUGCCGCCCGCCCUCACAGCACUCGGCGCCGUACUGGAAGCUCUACGGGCUGACGCCGCCGCCACCGGCGGCGCCCCUGCCGUCAGCACCCUACACGUCGCGCUGGCGGCGCCGCCGGCAGGCGGCGCAGCCGCCGCCGCCGCCGGCAACGGCGGCGGCGGUGUCGGCGGCGGCGGCGGCGGCCGCCACAGCCGUACGCCGUCGCUCCCGGGGCCGUCGCUGAUCACGCUGGGCCUGGGUGCGGGCGCCGACGAGGCGUCGGCGGCGGCGCUGGAUGCCUUGCUACCGCCGGCGGAGCAGGGCGUGGAGGCGUCGCGCGCCACCGCCGCCGACGCCGCGGCGGCGGUCGCGGGCUCGGCGGCGGCGCUGCGCGCGCUGGGCUUUGGCGCCGUCAGCGUGUUGGCUCAGGGCACCACUGCCGCGCCGCUGCGGCUGGGCUGGCGCUGGGUGCCCGCCUCUGCCACAUCCGCCUCCCCUGCCGCCGCCGCCUCUUCCGCCGCCGCAGCCGCCGCAGCCGCCGCCAUCCCUGCUGACGGCGGCGCCUACCAGCCCGACUCUUUCAUGUCAGCCGUGGAGCCGAUCACAGCCAACCUGCUAGAACUAUCAAGCCUGGCCGCCGCCGCCGCCGUCGGCGCCGGCGGCGCCGCCGCCGGCGGCCGCGCCGGCGUGCCGCCGGCCGGCCCGUCGGCGCCGUCAGGCGCCGGCGGCUCCGCCGCCGCCGCCGUCAUUGGCGGCGGCGGUCUUGUGUACCGCCCCAGCCGCAACCGGCAGUGGCACUUGUACACGGCGGUAGAGCGGCGGGAUGCGCGCAGUGCGCCGCUGCGGCGGCUGUUUGUUCGCGGGCUGGUGCGCGGGCUGGGGCACCCGGCGCUGCUGGCGGCCAGCUACAGCGGCAACGGCGGCGCGGUGGCGGCGGCGGCGGUGAACGAGCUGGAGGAGACGCUGGUGUCCUGCCUGGACGAGCUGCAGCGCUCCGCCGCCGCCGCAACCGCCGCAACCGCCACAACCGUCGCCGCCGCGCCAACCGACACAACCGCCAACCGCCCCGACUGGACGCAUGUGUUCAUGUCUGUGCUGCCGCCGCUGCCGCUGCCGCCCGGCGGGCGGGAUGACGCGCGGGUGGCGGCGGCGCUGCGCAGCGCGGCGGCGGCGGUGGUGGCGCGUCACGGCAGCGCGCUGCGGGCGGCGGCGGUGGCGGUGUGGGAGGUGCGGCUGCGCGGGCCGCUGCGCGAGGGCGCCUGGCGCGUAGUGGUGUCCAUGCCCACCGGCCACGAGCAGGGCGAGGAGCACGUGGAGGUGUACCGCGAGGCGCUGCAGGCCGCGUACCUGCAGUCAACCGCCGCCGCAACCGCCGAGCCAACCGCCGCAACCGCCGCCAUCUCGCCGGCGGCGGCGGCGCUGCUGGUGCAGCCGCUGCGCGUGUACGUGCCGGCGCUGCAGUACGCGUCCGUCGUACCGCCCGCCGGCGGCGGCACGGGAUUGUACGGCGGCGGCGCCCACCACAUGUUGGGAGGGCUGCACGUGCACGUGCCGUACCACGGCGGCCACAUCGUGUCGCUCAGCGGCAACCACCGCGGCGGCUCCGGCGGCGGCGUGAUGAGUCAUCUCAACCACCUGCACCGUCAGCAGUCCGGCGGCGGCGGCGGCGGCGGCGGCAGCGGCGCGCCGGCGGCCGGCGGCGGCGGGCAGCUGGCGGGCGUGGUGGUUGGCAGCCCGUACCCGCCGUUGGAGCCGUUACAACAGAAGCGGUUGGCGGCGCGCCGCCAUAACGUGACGUACGUGUACGACUUCCCCGCAGUAUUCGAGGCGGCGUGUCGGGACAUCUGGGCGGCCCGGGCGGCGGCAGGCGAGCCAAACAGCGCGCCCCCCGCCGGGCGCCUGGUGGAGGCCGUGGAGCUGGUGCUGCCGCCCACACCACCACCGGGGCCGCCCACACAACCCCACGGCCCGGCAUCAGCAUCAUCAGAAUCAGCAUCAGCAUCGUCAGCAGCAGCAGCAUCAGCAGCGGCGGCUGCGGCGGCGGCGGCGGCGGUGGCGGCGCAGCCCUGCGCCGACUUCCGUCGUCCUCCGCGGCUGCGUCCUGCUCCUGCGGGUCGGGCGGCUGUGGGCGGCAACGACUGCGGAAUGGUGGCGUGGCUGAUGGCGCUGAGGACACCCGAGUGCCCGCAGGGCCGCUCCGUGAUCGCGGUGGCCAACGACAUCACGUGGGGCAGCGGCAGCUUCAGCCCGGCCGAGGACGCCGUGUUCCGCGCGGCCUGUGAGGCAGCGCUGGAGGAGCGGCUGCCGCUGCUGUACCUGGCGGCAAACGCGGGGGCGAGGGUGGGGCUGGCGACAGAGGUCCGCGACUGCCUGCAGGUGCAGUGGGCCGACCCGGCCGCCCCCGAGCAGGGCUGGGACUACCUGUUCCUCACAGAGCGCGACUACAGCCGGCUCACACGCGACACGCCGCCGGGGGGCACGCCCGUCGUGAGGGCAGAGCCUGUGCCCGCCCCGGCCGGCGCGCCCGACGCCGGCUGCACUCGCUGGCGGCUGUUGGAUGUGGUGGGGUCGGAGGACGGGCUGGGUGUGGAGUGCCUGAGCGGCAGCGCCGCCAUCGCCUCGGCCUUCUGCAGGGCCUGGCGCGAGGGCUACACCGCCACACUGGUGUCGGGCAGGACUGUGGGCAUUGGCGCCUACCUAGCCCGCCUGGGCCGCCGCUGCAUCCAGCGCCUGGACCAGCCCAUCGUGCUCACAGGCUACGCCGCACUCAACAAGCUGCUGGGGAGGCAGGUGUACACGAGCCACAUGCAGCUGGGCGGGCCGCGGGUCAUGGGCGUCAACGGCGUGUCGCAUGCGGUGGUGGGGGACGACUUGGAGGGCGUGCGGCUCAUGCUGAGCAUGCUGGCCUUCGCGCCGCCGCAGCUGGGCGCGCCGCCGCCCGCGCUGCCCUCCGCCGACCCGCCGGGUCGAGCCGUGGCCUACUGCCCCGGACCCGGGGAGAAGCUGGACCCGAGGGCGGCCAUUGCAGGCCGCGAGGUGGCGCCCUUCCCCGCCUCCGCCACCACCCCCCACCCCAGCACCAGCACCCACCCCAGCACCCACCACGCCCACACCAGCUCCAGCGCCUGGCAGAGCGGGCUGUUCGACCGCGGCAGUUGGCUGGAGAGCCAGGCGGGCUGGGCGCGCACGGUGGUGACGGGGCGGGCGCGGCUGGGCGGUCUGCCGGUGGGGGUGAUCGCGGUGGAGUCGGCCACGGUGAUGCGGCAGCAGCCAGCGGACCCCGGCAUGCCCGACAGCUGCGAGACCAUCGUGCCGCAGGCGGGGCAGGUAUGGUUCCCCGACUCGGCCGAGAAGACCGCGGCCGCCAUGGAGGAGUACGACGCCGAGGGGUUGCCGCUGUUUAUACUGGCCAACUGGCGCGGCUUCAGCGGCGGCAUGAGGGACCUGUUCGACGGCGUGCUGCAGGCGGGCAGCCUGAUUGUGGAGCGGCUGCGGGUGUACCGGCAGCCGGUGUUUGUGUACAUCCCGGCGGGCGCGGAGCUGCGCGGCGGGGCCUGGGUGGUGGUGGACAGCCAGAUCAACGCCGCAGCGGUGGAGGUGUACGCGGACCCGGGCGCGCGGGGUGGUGUGCUGGAGCCGGAGGGCGUGUGCGAGAUCAAGUUCCGCACACCCGACCUCAUCAAGAUGAUGCACAGAGUGGACCCGGUCAUUGCCGCCGCACGCGCCGCCGGCACGCCCGCCUCCGACCCCGCCAUUCGCGCCCGCGAGCGCGAGCUGCUGCCCACCUACGGCCGCAUCGCGCGGGCCUUCGCGGACAUGCACGACACCCCCGUGCGCAUGGCGGCCAAGGGCGUGCUCACCGCCAUCGUGCCCUGGGCAGGCGCGCGCGCCUUCUUCGCCACGCGGCUGCGGCGGCGGCUGCUGGAGCAGCAGCUGCUGCGGCACGCCGCCACCACCGACCCCUCGCUCACGCCCGAGCGGGCAGAGGCGCUGCUACUCGCCUGGCGGGAGGCGGCGGAGGCGUCCGCCGGCGCGGCGGCGGAGGGCUACGGCGGCAGCGGAGGCGGCGGCAGCGGAGGCGGAGGCGGCGGAGGAGGAGGAGGAGGAUCGUCGUACGGCGACGCAGUCGGCGGAGGUGGCGGCGGUGAUGGAAACCCAAUGUCUCCGACCUCGGCGGCGCUGGAGCAGCAGCUGCGGGGUAGUGGCAGUAGCGGAGCCGCCGCCGCCGCCGGCAGUAGCAGUGGCGGCAGCGGCCGGCCUGGCGCUGCUACUGCCGGCGGCGGGCGGCUGCUGACUGACACGGUGUCGGCUGAGGCGUGGGCGGCGCGCGACCGGGCGUUCCUGGCGUGGGCGGAGAGCCCGGCGGGGCGGGCGCAGAUCGCGGGCGAGCUGAGGAGCAUGCGGUGCAGCGCGGCGGAGGAGCUGGUGGCGCAGGUGCUGGGCACCGUGGAGGGCAAGGAGGGGCUGCUGCACGCGCUGCAGGCCGCCAUACAGCGCGACGGCAUGUUGGCGCUGCAGCUCAGGCUGCUGCUGCAGGCAGGAGCGGCGGCGCCCGGAGGCACGAGUGGCGCCCCGGGGCCGGGGCCGGGCGCGGGUGCGGGUGCUGGGUCGGCGGCGCCGGUUGCGGGUCCGGGGGCAGGUGGGGGUGGGCUGAACGGGCCAACGGCGCAGGCGCAGGCGCCGUAGUGGAGGUGAGGUGCAUGAUGUGAUGAUGGGUCUGAGGCCUGAGUCUGGCAGGUGGAAAUUGUGAAGAUUGAAAGCGGGAUGCGCUGGAUUUUGACGAAGUGGAGAUGCGGUGCUGCAAUAUCCAGCACGGUCCGGCCGCUUCGGAGGUGGGUGCAUCCGGUCACGAGACGACGGCAGACGCGUCAUGCAUGAGCCAGUUGCUUCAAGUUGAGGUUGUCGGUGUGAGGGCGGUCUAUCUGGCGGUGCUAUUGCUGAGCAAGUCUGUUGGCGUGAGGCAUUGAAUUGGAGUGCCAGCCAGGACUCAAGCGAACAGUUGAGUGCUGCAACGCGGCUACACGCGGUCUGAUUGAAUGGGACCGUACAGGCAGGAGGCAGCACACCGAUUGUAACAUGGUUGCACC